CCGGCACAGCCCGUACAGCUCGGCACAGCCCGGCACAGCUCGGCACAGCCCGGCACAGCUCGGCACAGCCCGUACAGCUCGGCACAGCCCGGCACAGCCCGGCACAGCUCGGCACAGCCCGUACAGCUCGGCACAGCCCGGCACAGCUCGGCACAGCUCGGUUAACAGCCGGGAUGGCGGUGCCGGAGCCGGACGCGCGGCUGGCGCAGGAGAAGGAGGAGGAGAGCGAGGAGGAGAGCGAGGUGCUGGAGGAGAGUCCCUGCGGCCGCUGGCAGAAGCGCCGCGAGCAGGUGAACCAGGGGAACAUGCCUGGCAUCCAGAGCACCUUCCUGGCCAUGGACACAGAGGAGGGAGUGGAGGUGGUGUGGAACGAGCUGCUCUUCACUGACAAGAAGGCCUUCAAAGCCCACGAGGAGAAGAUCAAGACCAUGUUUGAGCAGCUGGUGCUGGUGGAUCACCCCAACAUCGUGAAGCUCCACAAGUACUGGCUGGAUGUGAAGGACUCCAAGGCACGGGUCAUCUUCAUCACGGAGUACGUGUCCUCAGGGAGCCUCAAGCAGUUCCUGAAGAAAACCAAGAAGAACCACAAGGCCAUGAAUGCCCGGGCCUGGAAGCGCUGGUGCACCCAAAUCCUCUCAGCUCUCAGCUUCCUGCACUCCUGUGAGCCCCCCAUCAUCCACGGCAACCUGACCAGCGACACCAUCUUCAUCCAGCACAAUGGGCUUAUCAAGAUCGGCUCCGUUUGGCACCGGGUGUUCGCCAACGCGCUCCCGGACGAUCUCCGCAGUCCCAUCAGGAUCGAGCGGGAGGAGCUGCGGAACCUGCACUUCUUCCCUCCGGAGUAUGGCCAGAGGGCAGACGGGACAGCUGUGGACAUCUUCUCCUUCGGGAUGUGCGCACUGGAGAUGGCCGUGCUGGAGAUCCAAACCAACGGGGACACGCGGGUGUCAGAGGAGGCGAUUGCACGGGCCCGGCACUCCCUGGAUGAUCCCAACAUGAGGGAGUUCAUCCUGUCCUGCCUGACCCUGAACCCCGACAAGCGCCCGACCGCCAACAACCUCCUUUUCCACCGGGUGCUCUUCGAGGUGCAUUCCCUGAAGCUGCUGGCAGCCCAUUGCUUCAUCAACCACCAGUAUCUGAUGCCAGAGAACGUGGUGGAAGAGAAGAUCAAGGAGCUGGACUUGAACAUGGUGAUGGCCGAGAUCCGCAGGGAGGGUCGGCCCGGGGCACAGUGGAGGUACUCCGAGGUUUCCUUCCUUGAGCUCGACAAGUUCUUGGAGGACGUCAGGAAUGGGAUUUACCCCCUGAUGAACUUCGCUGUCUCCAGACCCCACGCCCUCCCACGAGCCCUGUCCCAGCCCCAGGAGGAUCCCCAGAAAACCAAAACUCCCACACCAGAGCCCUUCGAUGUGGAGACCAGGAAGGUGGUGCAGAUGCAGUGCAACAUGGAGCUGAAUGAGGACAAGAGCCAGUGGCACCUCACACUCUUGCUCAUCCUGGAGGACAAACUGCACAGACAGCUCAGCUAUGACCUGCUGCCCACUGAUAACUCCAAGGAUCUGGCCACAGAGCUGGUGCAUUAUGGAUUCAUCCACGAGGACGACUGUGAAAAGCUGGCCACAUUCCUGGAGAGCGCCUUCCACAAGCACCGCUCCCAAGCCCUGUGAGCCGGGCACCCCCCUUUCCCAGGGGAUCAACGUGCCAGACUGGAGGAUCCCAAAGGGCUCCUGAGCCACCAAAGUGCAGCAGGACUCACCUGGCCGGGCCUUGGGCCCACGGUGAUUUGCCCAGUCCGUGCUCUGGGAAGACAACAGCUGGCAGAGGACUCUGCAAACACCAGGAAUUCAUCCCAGAACACUGGGACUCGUGUUCUGGUCCCUGCUCCCAAGGGGAGGUGUGGGGGAGUGGGCAGCACCCCCCAGCAGCCUCUUCCCACUGGGGUUUGUGGAGCUGCUGCAGGAACCCCCAUGGGAUCCAUUUCCCUCUGGGAAUGAUUGGCCUUUCAAAGCUAUUUUUUCCUCUUUGCCAUCUGGAAUGGUCCUUGCUGAGGGGAGGGGAGGAGCAGGCUUGGAAAGCCCCGGUGUAGCUUCCCAUCUGCCACAUUCCACUGCCAAUCCUGAAUUUCUCCAGGUUUAAAAUCUCCCCUGUGCUGCCUGUGCUCAGAAUCCUCACGACAAGCUGGGGCUGUGUGAGCUGGACAUGAAAUGGCUUAAGAAGAAAUUCCAGAAAUCCUGACCCACCACCUGGAUCCACACAUGUGGAUCAGCCGGAAUCUCCAUGCUCCACAGAGUCCGUGUCAUUCCCCAGCUCCUCCUACAGCCUUCCAAAAUCUCUCGGCAUCUUCAGGAGAACGCCCUGGUGCCUCUUCCUCCCAUUCCUCCCUCGGUGAUUGCAAUGCCAGUCCCUGACUGGAGAUGGGAGAAUUGGCACCGUCACCACCCCAGGGCUGCCCUCUGCCAGGGACAUGCUGACCUGGACAAAAGUGCAAACAGGAAUUUGCAGGAGCCAUGUCAGGCUGCUCCUGAUGUGCCAGGGAAAACUGGGUCUGAUAUCCUGCUCUGUGCUGUGCCAGGGAAAACUGUCCCUGGCAUCCUGCUCUGUGCUGUGCCAUUGCUGCUCCUGCUGUGCCAUAGGAAACUCGCUUUGGCACCCUGGUCUGUGCUGCCCUGUGCCAGGGUUUGUGCCAUUUCUCCUCCUGCUGCUCCUGCCAUGCCAGAGGAAUCUGCCUUUGGCAUCCUGCUCUGUGCUGAUGCUGCUCCUGCUCUGCCAGGGAAAACUGACCCUGGCAUCCUGCUCUGUGCUGAUGCUCUGUGCUGGUGCUGCUCCUGCUCAGACUGUGCUGGGGGAAUCCAGCAGGUUCUGGUGCUGUCCUGGUGAUCUGCACCAUGCUGGUGUUUCAUGCCACUGCUCUGUACCAGUGAUGCUCCUGCUGUGCAGGGAAAACUGCCCUGGCAUCCUUCUCUGUGCUGUGGCAGGGAAAACUGGCUCUGGCAUCUUGCUGGUGUUCUGUGCUGGUGCUGCUCCUGCUGUGCCAGGGAAAUCUGCCUCUGGCAUCCUGGUCUGCACUGCUCUGUGCCAGUGUUCUGUGCCAGUGCUGCUCCUGCUGCUCUGUGCUGUGCCAGGGAAAACUGGCUUGGAAAUCCUGCUCUGUGCUGUGCCAGUGCUGCUCCUGCUGUGCUGGGGAAAUCCUGCUCUGGUGCUGUCCCAGUGAUCUGCACCAUGAUGCUGCUCUGUGCUGUGCUGGUGCUGCUCCUGCUGCUCCCACUGGCCAUGGGAAGGUGCCUCUGGCCUCCUGCUUGGUGCUGAUGUGGCACUGCUUGCCAGAGCUCUGUGUGCCACCGCCUGCCCUGCACUGCUCGUGCUUUGUGGUGCUACUCCAGCUGCAUCCCACUGGGAUUUUAUCCAUGCUCGGCCAGCUUGGGUUGUAUUCCCAGCUCGGGCUGCAUUCCUGACUGGCUUGGGCUGCAUCCCUGGCCUGUGCUGCAUCCCCAGCUCAGGCUGCAUUCCCAACCUGUGCUGCAUUCCAAAUCUGUGCUGCAUCCCCAGCCCAUGCCAAUGUUCCAACCUGACAAAUCAAUAAAGCAGCCAGUCCAGUCCCA
Messenger RNA from Cinclus cinclus, 3599 nucleotides. RefSeq names its product nuclear receptor binding protein 2 (gene NRBP2). Lineage: Eukaryota; Metazoa; Chordata; Aves; Passeriformes; Cinclidae. The record is from RefSeq and is a predicted model, not a curated record. The transcript is spliced from 18 exons. Gene Ontology annotation, molecular function: protein serine/threonine kinase activity; ATP binding. Bases 174 to 1667 code for a protein of 497 amino acids. Gene Ontology annotation, cellular component: endomembrane system; cytoplasm. Gene Ontology annotation, biological process: protein phosphorylation; endoplasmic reticulum to Golgi vesicle-mediated transport; intracellular signal transduction.